AAAAUCACACUAACGCCACUAAACCAAACAUUCAACAUACUUUUUCUCUCGCUUUACAGUGCUACCUGUCGCCUUCAAUCGCGACUUUUGCACCACUCAACUCUCGCACUACCCUUUCUCUCUCUUCCCGUUGUUUUUUCUUUUUUGGUGUAAAUAAAGGGAUUUAGGGUUUUGUUUUGUUUUCUCUUUCUUCGAUAUGAAUCAACAGCCAGGUCCGGGAGAUAACAAGGAUCCAGAGGAAGCGCCUGUGGCCCAGCCUGUUGAAUCCACUGCCGUUAAGCCGAUCCCCGAGAAACCGGUUGCUGGUGUUGGAGAAGACGAGGUCGUUACUUCGUCGGAGAAGACUGAGGAUUCGACAAUGGAGGAUGAAUCAGUUAAUCCGGCUACCGUGUUUUGUAUUUGGUUGAAACAGCCGAGGUCUAAUUUGCAGUAUAAAAUGAGAGUACCUGAAUUGUGCCGCAAUUUUAGUGCUGUUGCUUGGUGUGGAAAGUUGAAUGCUAUUGCUUGUGCUACUGAAACUUGUGCUAGAAUUCCGAGUUCCAAUGCAAAUCCACCUUUCUGGAUCCCUAUACAAAUUGUGAUCCCUGAGCGUCCUACAGAGUGUGCAGUGUUCAAUGUCACAGCAGAUUCUCCUCGUGAUUCUGUUCAGUUUAUUGAAUGGUCACCUACUUCUUGUCCUCAUGCCUUAUUGAUAGCUAACUUCCAUGGGAGGGUGACUAUCUGGACUCAGGCAUCCCAAGGGCCUGCUCAUCUGGUACGCGAUGCUAGCUUCUGGAAUCGUGAGCAUGACUGGCGGCAAGAUAUAGCUGUUGUUACGAAGUGGUUGUCAGGGGUGUCUCCGUAUAGGUGGCUUUCAUCAAAAUCCAGUAAUCCCGCAAACUCAAAUUCAACUUUUGAGGAAAAAUUUAUUUCUCAACAAUCUCAAAAUUCAGCCAGAUGGCCCAAUUUUCUUUGUGUUUGUUCUGUCUUCUCUUCUGGGUCUGUUCAGCUUCAUUGGUCCCAAUGGCCACCUACUCAGGGUAGUGUUGAACGAAAAUGGUUUUGCACAAGCAAGGGAAUAUUGGGUGCUGGGCCUAGUGGUAUCAUGGCUGCUGAUGCAAUAGUAACAGACAGUGGUGCCCUGCACGUGGCAGGUGUUCCAAUUGUAAACCCGUCUACUGUUGUUGUGUGGGAGGUCACUCCUGGCACUGGAAAUGGAUUUCAAGCAAUUGCAAAGACCAGAACAAGUAAUGGGAUAUCACCUUCAGUUAAUCCACCCAACUGGGCAGGUUUUGCUCCAUUGGCUGCAUAUCUAUUUAGUUGGCAAGAAUAUUUGAUAUCUGAAGCAAAACAAGGGAAAAAGUCAACAGAUCAAGAUUUUAAUGAUGUUGUGUCACUACAUUGCUCGCCAGUUUCAAAUUUCUCAGCAUAUGUGAGCCCCGAGGCUGCAGCACAAUCUGCGGCAACCACUACUUGGGGCUCUGGAGUAACUGCAGUUGCCUUUGAUCCAACUCGUGGUGGUUCUGUAAUUGCUGUUGUUAUUGUUGAGGGACAAUACAUGUCUCCAUAUGAUCCAGAUGAGGGUCCUACAAUCACAGGUUGGAGAGUGCAACGUUGGGAGUCAUCACUUCAGCAGGUUGUUCUCCAUAAUAUAUUUGGGAAUCCUUCUUCCAGUUUUGGUGGGCAGGCACCUAUGCAAACCGUUUGGGUGUCUAAAGUGGAUACAAGCAUACCGCCCACUAAUGACUUUAAGUGUCACCAAGCAGCUGCUGCGGGACCAACUUCUGAUGCUCAAAAAGCAUUUGAUUUGAGUGCUGAGAAGGCUUAUAGAGUUAGUUUUGAUCCUUUUGACCUACCAAGUGAUGUUAGAACCCUUGCUCGAAUUGUUUAUUCUGCACAUGGUGGUGAGAUAGCUAUUUCGUUUCUUCGGGGUGGAGUCCACAUUUUUUCUGGUCCAAAUUUUAUUCCUGUUGAUAACUACCAGAUUAAUGUUGGAUCUGCUAUUGCUGCCCCUGCCUUCUCUUCAACAAGCUGUUGUUCAGCUUCUGUUUGGCAUGACACUAGCAAGGACCGUACCAUGUUGAAGAUAAUUCGCGUUCUUCCUCCUGCUGUUUCAAGUAGUCAGAUAAAGGCUAACUCAUCAACCUGGGAACGUGCUAUUGCUGAGAGGUUUUGGUGGAGUCUUUUGGUUGGAGUUGAUUGGUGGGAUGCCGUUGGCUGUACACAGAGUGCUGCUGAGGAUGGCAUUGUUUCUCUGAACAGUGUGAUUGCUGUCUUAGAUGCGGAUUUUCACUCUCUUCCUUCUAUUCAGCACAGGCAACAGUAUGGACCUAGUCUGGACAGGAUAAAGUGCAGGCUACUGGAAGGUACAAAUGCCCAAGAGGUUAGGGCAAUGGUUCUAGAUAUGCAAGCAAGGUUGUUACUGGAUAUGCUAGGGAAAGGAAUUGAAUCAGCUUUGGCAAAUCCUUCAGCCUUAGUAUCAGAACCAUGGCAGGCAUCUGGCGAGACGUUAUCCAGCAUUGAUCCUGAAUCAAUGGCUGUUGAUCCAGCCCUUGUUCAGAGUAUUCAGGCUUAUGUUGAUGCUGUUCUUGAUCUGGCUUCACAUUUUAUUACACGUCUGCGGCGUUAUGCAAGUUUCUGUCGCACAUUGGCAAGCCAUGCUGUUACAGCAGGUACUGGAAGCAACCACAAUAUGGUAACAAGUACUACUCAAAGUUCAACAUCUCCAGCAACUAGUCAGGCUGGUCAAAGUGGCACCACAAGUUCGACUGGAAGCACACAGAUGCAAGCUUGGGUACAGGGUGCUAUUGCUAAGAUUAGUGGCUCAACUAAUGGAGUCUCCACUUCAACUCCGAACCCCACAAUUGGCCCCUCUUCCUUUAUGCCAAUAAGCAUUAAUACAGGAACUUUUCCUGGAACACCUGCUGUUAGGCUCAUUGGGGAUUGCCAUUUUCUUCAUAGACUAUGCCAACUUCUACUUUUUUGCUUUUUCUUUCGGAGAGCUCUACAACCUCGUUUUGCACAAAGAAAUACUGAUUCAAAUCCACAAAAACCUCAGCCCGGUGCUCCUGGGAAAGUAGAGGAGGUCAAUUCUGCUGCUGCUAAGCCAACAACUAUGACUAGGCCUGAUGAAGCUCAAGGAGCCCGAGGUGGGCAGUUGGUACCUGGAGGUAAAGGUUCUGAGGAUGGUCCUGCUGGAAGAUUAAAGAUAGGUUCUGGGAAUGCUGGUCAAGGAUACACUUUUGAGGAGGUGAAGGUUCUUUUCCUGAUUCUUAUGGAUCUCUGUAGGCGCACCUCUGCUCUAGCACGCCCAUUACCAGUUUCUCAGGUGGGGAGCAGCAGUAUCCAGGUGCGGCUGCAUUAUAUUGACGGAAAUUAUACAGUAUUGCCCGAGGUGGUAGAGGCAUCCCUUGGCCCACAUAUGCAGAAUAUGCCUCGGCCUAGGGGUGCAGAUGCUGCUGGUUUGUUAUUGCGAGAGUUAGAAUUGCACCCCCCAUCGGAGGAGUGGCACAGACGGAAUAUGUUUGGUGGUCCAAGGUCAGAUCAUGAGGAUAUAAGCUCAGAUGAUAGUCCCAGGCUAAGUAAUUCCGUUGACUUACUUGAUAGGAGCACAUUGGAAAGUUCUAGUGUCCAUUAUGGAGCACAAACCCUCUGGCCAAGGAAGCGUCGCUUGUCUGAAAGAGAUGCAGCAUUUGGCUUAAACACUUCUGUUGGUCUGGGUGCAUAUCUUGGUAUAAUGGGAUCUCGACGAGAUGUUGUGACUGCUGUGUGGAAGACUGGUCUUGAAGGUGUUUGGCACAAGUGCAUGAGAUGCUUGCGACAGACUUCAGCUUUCGCUUCUCCUGAUUCAACCAACCAACCUAGUCAAAACAAACGAGUGAAUUGGUGGAUCAGCCAGUGGGCCUAUGGAUGUCCGAUGUGCGGUGGACCUUGGGUUCGAGUCGUGUAGCGGAUGCCUGCUGAAACGUCGAUUCUUUAUCCAGGCUUCAUUUAGGUUCCUCUUUUCUACGUAUGGGUAUGUCUCAGAAGAGAGAGCUUUCGGGUAUAACCCUCCAUGGCUUUAGAAGUUGUUGCAUUUUAAGCGCAAACAUAGAAACAAAUGAUUGGCUCUCAACCCCAGAACCUAUUUCUGUAUAAAAACUUAUUGAUAAAAUGAUUUUAGGUAAUUACUUCUUUAACAUACGGUAAGUAGAACUUUGAUUGCAAGGGGAUGAAGAUUAUGAUAAUAUGCAUAGGUUAAUAGAUUCCCCCGUCUUGAUGAUUUGUGCUUAUUAUAAGGCAACCCAUUGAUUGUAUGAAUGUAUAGCUGUGAAUUGGAAAGUCAAAAGUUGACAUUAUUCUUUUCAAGUCAAUAUCUUGGACUUUUGUUAUUUUA
This is a messenger RNA of Hibiscus syriacus, 4354 nucleotides long. RefSeq names its product mediator of RNA polymerase II transcription subunit 16-like. The coding region runs from base 197 to 3928 and encodes 1243 amino acids. The transcript is spliced from 16 exons. The record is from RefSeq and is a predicted model, not a curated record. NCBI's taxonomy places the organism in Eukaryota, Viridiplantae, Streptophyta, Magnoliopsida, Malvales, Malvaceae. Gene Ontology annotation, biological process: regulation of DNA-templated transcription. Gene Ontology annotation, cellular component: mediator complex.